This is a messenger RNA of Spinacia oleracea (spinach), 1365 nucleotides long. RefSeq names its product methylsterol monooxygenase 2-2. The transcript has 7 exons. Gene Ontology annotation, biological process: lipid biosynthetic process. Bases 191 to 994 code for a protein of 267 amino acids. NCBI's taxonomy places the organism in Eukaryota, Viridiplantae, Streptophyta, Magnoliopsida, Caryophyllales, Amaranthaceae. The record is from RefSeq and is a predicted model, not a curated record. Gene Ontology annotation, molecular function: iron ion binding; oxidoreductase activity.
GGAGAAAAAUAUAGGGGCAGGAGAACGCAGGAAGUCCUCAGAGAUUCCCUCUCCCACUUGACAGUUGUGUCUCCCCCCUUUCUUUCUCUCUCUUCUUCUUCUUCUUCGCUCAUACGGAGUAUCACAAAUUCGGAAACUCUUCUUUCUCUCUCUUCUUUCCCUCCCCUCGGAAGAUCGGAGUUCGUCUCUCAUGGCGUCGCUCCUUGAAUCUGGAUGGCAGUAUUUGGUCACUCAUUUCAGCGACUUUCAAUUGGCUUGCGUUGGAAGUUUCAUCCUUCACGAGAGUGUCUUCUUCUUAUCUGGACUCCCUUUUAUAUUGCUUGAGAGGGGAGGAUACCUUAGCAAAUACAAGAUUCAGGCGAAAAAUAACCCACCUGAGGCUCAACAGAAAUGCAUCACACGCUUACUGUUGUACCACUUUUGUGUGAAUCUGCCGGUGAUGCUCUUAUCGUAUCCUGUCUUUAGAGCUAUGGGGAUGCGAAGUAGCCUACCCCUGCCAUCCUGGAAAGAAGUGGUACCUCAGAUAGUAUUUUAUUUCAUUCUUGAAGAUUUUGUGUUUUACUGGGGACACAGGAUAUUGCAUACAAAGUGGCUUUACCAGCAUGUUCACAGUGUCCACCAUGAGUAUGCUACGCCAUUUGGACUGACUUCUGAAUAUGCUCAUCCUGCUGAGAUACUAUUCCUUGGCUUUGCGACAAUUGUCGGACCUGCUAUUACAGGUCCCCAUUUGUUUACUCUCUGGUUGUGGAUGGUCCUUAGAGUGCUUGAGACCGUUGAGGCACACUGUGGCUAUCACUUUCCUUGGAGCCCAUCAAACUUCAUUCCGUUAUAUGGAGGUUCCGAUUUUCAUGACUAUCAUCACCGCUUGUUGUUUACAAAGUCUGGGAACUACUCAUCAACAUUUAUGUACAUGGACUGGAUUUUUGGCACUGAUAAUGGUUACAGAACAUUGAAGGCACUGAAGACUGCUGAAGCUGAUGGCAAGAAAAUGUAAGAAAUUGAAGGAUUCAUUUUUGGUGCCAUUCUCUCAUUUGGUGUGGGGGGAAUGGAUUAUCAGUCGCUUGAUCUUAGUUCUCUAUCCCAUUCCUUUGAUCUUUGUUGUGAUUAGUGACCGCAGCCCCUAUCAUGUGUUUAAUUACUUUUUGGUUUGAGGUGGUGUUGGCGGUUAGAACGCUUGUCCUUAUCUUCCUUCAAUGAAUGAAGUUUUAGUUACAUGUUAAAGUUAUGUUUUCCUUUUACUUUGAAGCUGUGUUGAUAUGUAUUACAUAUAUAUAGUGCAGCAUGUGAGACCUCUUGCAGAAAGCUGUACAACUUGAUAUUCUGAAAUGAUAUUUUCUUGUAAAUCAAAUGCCUUUUUUGGUACGA